GUAGUUUGAUAUUCCGGAUGAUCGAUCCAUUCACCUGCGUUGCAUUAGGCAAAUAAAUAAUUAAUAUAAAAUAUAAAUAUAAAUAUAAAAGUCUCUGUAUUAAACUAAAUUAAAAAGAUCCCGUCCCACGAUGAGUCGUAAACCGGACAGAAUGGAUUUGGAGGACAGCUCAAGUGGCACCGUCAGUGGCAGCGAUCUCGCCCAGCGUUAUCGGCAUGCAGGCGACUUAACUGGCGAAGCUCCAACCAGACCAUUUUCGGAAAUCAGCAUCACAGUGCCCUGGGGUCAUAUAUCCGGAAAAUGGUACGGCCCUCAGAACGUUCAGCCUCUUUUGGGGCUCCAUGGCUGGCAGGACAACGCGGGAACAUUCGAUCGCCUCAUGCCGUUGCUAUCGCCGGACAUAGCUUUCCUGUCAAUCGAUUUACCGGGUCAUGGACUCUCCUCCCGCUUGCCGGAUGGCUGCUACUACAACUCCGUCGAUAAUCUCUACGUGAUCCGGCUAAUCAUGAAACAGUAUAAAUGGGAGAAGGUUUCCCUCGUGGGCCACUCCAUGUCCUCAAUCAUUUGCUUCGUAUUCGCCGCUGUUUUUCCCGACAAAGUGGACAUGAUCAUUGGUAUAGAUGCCCUUAAGCCCCACCAACGACCUUAUCCAUCUGUUAUACGAACAAUGGAAACGAGAUUAGAUGAAUUUUUGCGCGAAGAUCAGCGAAAUCGGAGCAAGAACGAACCACCCAGCUAUUCCUAUGAUGAACUCAUUGAACGCGUCUACAUUGGAACAUUCCACUCUGUGAACAAGGAGCACUGCAAGCAUUUGAUGGCCCGCAACAUCCAGAAAUCAGAGAAGUACCCCGAUAAGUACUUCUUCUGUCGCGAUCGGCGCCUGAAGUUCUACAACUACGCCAUUGGGUCGCAGGAGCUUUGCGUGGAGAUGGCCCAUCGCAUCACAUGCCCAUAUCUGUUCAUCAAGGCCACCCAGUCCUCGUACUUUGAGGACAAGAAGUACUACGACGAGGUGCUGGACGUGUUGGUUAAGAAGCCCAACUUUGAGUACGUUGAAGCCAAUGGCUCGCACCAUGUGCACAUAAACGAUCCGGAGGCCAUUAUCGGGCCGGUCAACAACUUCAUCCAUCGCUUUGGACCGGCGGCAGCGGCAGCUUCUCGCCAAAAGGCCAAGGAGGCAAAGGAGAGCAAGCUCUAGAGACGCCGGCGUCAAUACAUUCAAAAAGGCCAAAUGGGGCUUAUUUAUGAUUGCACAUAUGUAUUGCACUGGUUUUUAUACUUAAUUGUUGAUUAUGUGAUCCCAGCAGGGGACUCAGUCCUGCUAUAAAUAUACAAUGUACAUAUGCCAA
Messenger RNA from Drosophila ananassae, 1349 nucleotides. Its product is annotated as probable serine hydrolase. The coding region runs from base 131 to 1198 and encodes 355 amino acids. The record is from RefSeq and is a predicted model, not a curated record. The transcript has 3 exons. Lineage: Eukaryota; Metazoa; Arthropoda; Insecta; Diptera; Drosophilidae.